Passer montanus (Eurasian tree sparrow) is the source of this 7725-nucleotide messenger RNA. It is a transcript of the gene ANKRD44, whose product is annotated as ankyrin repeat domain 44. Lineage: Eukaryota; Metazoa; Chordata; Aves; Passeriformes; Passeridae. Bases 49 to 3357 code for a protein of 1102 amino acids. Gene Ontology annotation, biological process: protein localization to ciliary inversin compartment; regulation of cardiac muscle contraction; protein localization to T-tubule. Gene Ontology annotation, molecular function: protein binding. The record is from RefSeq and is a predicted model, not a curated record. Gene Ontology annotation, cellular component: ciliary inversin compartment; T-tubule. The transcript has 30 exons.
GCGGGGCCCGUCGCGGGAGCUGCAUGUGCGCGGGAGCCGCGGCGGAGGAUGGCCGUGCUCAAGCUCGCCGACCAGCCUCCACUGGUCCAGGCGAUUUUCAGUGGUGAUCCAGAGGAGAUACGGAUGCUGAUCUACAAAACUGAGGAUGUCAACGCCUUGGAUGCUGAGAAAAGAACACCUCUUCAUGUUGCAUCGUUCCUGGGGGAUGCAGACAUCAUUGAGCUUCUCAUUUUGUCAGGCGCUCGUGUCAAUGCCAAGGACAAUAUGUGGCUGACUCCUCUCCAUCGAGCAGUUGCUUCAAGAAGUGAAGAAGCCGUGCAGGUGCUCAUCAAGCACUCGGCCGAUGUCAACGCCCGGGACAAGAACUGGCAGACCCCGCUGCACGUGGCGGCCGCCAACAAGGCGGUGAAGUGCGCGGAGAUCCUGAUCCCCCUGCUGAGCAGCGUCAACGUGUCGGACCGCGGCGGGCGCACGGCGCUGCACCACGCCGCGCUCAACGGCCACAUCGAGAUGGUGAACUUGCUCUUAGCCAAGGGGGCAAACAUCAAUGCUUUUGACAAAAAGGACAGAAGAGCUCUUCACUGGGCAGCGUACAUGGGUCACCUGGAAGUUGUUGCCUUACUGAUUAAUCAUGGUGCAGAAGUGACUUGUAAAGACAAGAAGGGUUACACCCCACUUCAUGCAGCUGCAUCCAAUGGGCAGAUUAACAUUGUGAAACAACUCCUUAACCUGGGGGUGGAGAUUGAUGAGAUGAACAUCUAUGGAAACACUGCACUUCACAUUGCCUGUUACAACGGUCAGGAUUCUGUUGUUAAUGAGCUGAUUGACUAUGGUGCUAAUGUAAAUCAGCCUAAUAACAAUGGAUUCACCCCCUUGCAUUUUGCUGCUGCCUCCACUCAUGGAGCACUGUGUCUUGAACUACUAGUGAAUAAUGGGGCAGAUGUUAAUAUUCAGAGCAAGGAUGGGAAGAGCCCCCUGCACAUGACAGCUGUCCAUGGGAGGUUCACGCGGUCGCAGACCCUCAUCCAGAACGGAGGGGAAAUCGACUGUGUAGAUAAAGAUGGUAACACCCCUCUGCACGUGGCUGCAAGAUACGGACACGAGCUCUUGAUCAACACCCUCAUAACCAGCGGAGCCGAUACUGCCAAGUGUGGGAUACACAACAUGUUCCCUUUACACUUAGCAGCACUGAAUGCCCACUCAGACUGCUGCAGGAAAUUGUUGUCAUCAGGACAAAAGUGUAGCAUAGUGUCCUUGUUUAGUAAUGAGCACGUGCUGUCUGCAGGCUUUGACAUAGACACCCCCGACAGCUUCGGAAGAACGUGCCUGCACGCGGCCGCUGCCGGAGGUAAUGUAGAAUGUAUAAAACUCUUACAAAGCAGUGGAGCAGAUUUUAAUAAGAAGGACAAAUGUGGAAGGACACCUUUGCACUAUGCAGCUGCAAAUUGUCAUUUCCACUGCAUUGAGACUCUGGUGACAACAGGAGCCAAUAUUAAUGAAACAGAUGACUGGGGGCGCACCCCUUUGCACUACGCUGCUGCUUCUGACAUGGACCGAAAAAGAAAGAAUAUUUUAGGUAACUCCCAUGAAAAUGCUGAAGAACUUGAAAGAGCCACUGAGAUGAAGGAAAAAGAAGCUGCAUUGUGUCUCGAGUUCCUUCUGCAGAACGAUGCCAACCCAUCCAUCCAGGACAAGGAGGGCUACAACACCGUGCAUUACGCGGCUGCCUACGGGCACCGGCAGUGCUUGGAGCUGAUUGGAAGCAAAACUCCAUUGGAUAUAUCUGCUGUGCUGGCCUCAUGGACACAGACUAAAGGCCAGUAUCAGCUUCUGGAAAAAACAAACAAUAUGUUUGAGGAUUCUGAUUCUGCAGCUACAAAAAGUCCUUUGCAUUUAGCUGCCUAUAAUGGUCAUCAUCAAGCUCUGGAGGUGCUUCUCCAAUCUCUGGUGGAUCUGGAUAUUAAGGAUGACAAGGGACGCACUGCUCUGGACUUGGCUGCAUUCAGAGGACAUGCAGAGUGUGUGGAAGCUCUCAUCAGCCAGGGUGCUUCUGUCACUGUAAAGGACAAUGUCACCAAAAGGACCCCCCUCCAUGCCUCAGUCAUUAAUGGCCAUACCCCUUGUUUACGAUUGUUGCUGGAAGUUGCAGACAACCCUGAUGUGACAGACGCCAAAGGACAAACUCCGUUAAUGCUUGCAGUGGCAUAUGGGCACAUUGAUGCUGUUUCUUUAUUACUUGAAAAAGAAGCAUCUGUAGAUGCAGCUGAUCUCCUGGGAUGCACAGCUUUACAUCGAGGGAUCAUGACUGGGCACGAAGAGUGCGUCCAGAUGCUGUUAGAGAAAGAAGUCUCUAUUUUGUGUAAGGAUGCCAGGGGCAGGACACCUCUGCACUUCGCAGCAGCUCGGGGUCACGCCACGUGGCUGGGCGAGUUACUGCAGGUGGCCCUCGCCGAGGAGGACUGCAGCCUGAAGGACAACCAGGGCUACACGCCCCUGCACUGGGCUUCCUACAAUGGUCAUGAGAACUGCAUAGAGGUACUAUUGGAACAAAAACUUUUCCACAAGUUCUAUGGAAAUAGCUUCUCUCCAUUGCACUGUGCUGUAAUCAAUGAUCAUGAAAACUGUGCAUCACUACUCAUCGGAGCCAUCGACGCCAGCAUUGUCAAUUGUGAGGAUGACAAAGGAAGGACGCCCCUGCACGCCGCAGCCUUCGCCGACCACGUGGAGUGCCUGCAGCUGCUGCUGAGCCACAGCGCGCACGUGAACGCGGCCGACCGCGCGGGCAGGACGCCGCUCAUGAUGGCAGCGCACAGCGGGCACGUGGGCGCCGUCGACUUUUUGGUGAACAUUGCCAAGGCUGACCUGACAUUAAAAGAUAAGGAGUUGAAUACAUCUUUGCACUUGGCUAGCAGUAAAGGUCAUGAAAAAUGUGCCUUGUUAAUACUUGACAAGAUCCAAGAACAGAGCCUUAUUAAUGCAAAAAAUAAUGCAUUGCAGACACCUCUUCAUAUUGCUGCACGAAAUGGCCUAAAGAUGGUGGUUGAGGAGCUGCUGGCCAAAGGGGCCUGUGUCCUGGCAGUGGAUGAAAAUGGUCAUACGCCAGCCCUGGCUUGUGCUCCUAACAAAGACGUGGCUGACUGCCUGGCACUCAUUUUGGCUACCAUGAUGCCUUUUUCUCCCUCCAGUUCAGUGACGGCUUUCAACUUCACUUGUUUUAAAAAAGACAAUUUGGGCAGGACACACCUCUGCGAUGGCUCCGCUGUGGGCGGCAUUAACUCUUACGAUAAGCCCUUGAGUAAUAACAUAGGAACAGAGGAUGGGUACAAUGAAAAUGAUUCGGAUUCUGAAACAUUUUGACUAGUUGGUAUUCGAAAACUUCUUUCGUUAUUAUUUCGUUUCAGCUUUAAUUUUUGUCUUUUUAAACAGCUUAAAUCCCACAGUUAUAUUCUUAACUAUUAUUCUUGACAAGAAGGUAUGGAAAGAUUUGUAGUGCUGAUGAGAAUCAAGCCUUUAAAUAACAAAAUUAGAGGGAUUUACUGGAACAUAUUCCUAUUAGAGUUCUGCAGCUUUUCAGUUUCCUGAUGUUUUCUUUAGGCCCAAAGUGCCCCUGUGAAAAGUCUCUACCUCUUAUUUUAAGUAGAAAAAGAGAAAAUGCCUUUUUUUCUUUUUGACAGCACAAAUAAACAGGGAACUGCUUGUUCUUUCAUGUUUUAGCUGCACCUUUAGUGCACAAUCCUAUUUCCAGCAUAGCCUUUGAGCAUCAGAUUUGAGCAUCACCCCUUUCCUAUGUUUGUCUGUUUCCUGCUUCCAGGGGCUCUGUUAAUUAGAUAAUUUUUUUACAUGAACCAAAGGUAAAGUUGUAAUCUUAAAACUGCCUGUAUUACUUUUCUACAGGAAAUGAAACCUUUUACAUUCUGCCUGUAUUAAGCACUUAAACGUACAGAAGGCACUUUUUACAGUUUUAAGUUGCAGUACACAAUUAGAAAAAUGGAGUUGUUAACUCUAAAGGCCAAAUUCUGCUCAUCUCACCAUAUUUUCCCAUGAACAUCACUUCUGUAAAAUGCUAAUCACUUGGCCCUUAUUUUUUUUCAAUUCAGCACAAAUGUUUAUUUGCACUACAGAAUUAGGGUCAUUAGAUUUUUCUGUCUCCUGAGCCAUGAAUCAUGAAUCCAGUACCAGAAAAAAAAGGGGAGAGGGGGAGAAAUCAGGUGUAGACAAAGAUGUACGUAAAAGUUUAUAAUGAUUUGCCAACUUAAGUGGCGCUUUUUUCCUUUUCUAUGGUUAAAUAAUUUAUUUUUACUGUGAACAGUAUUGAAUUUUAAAAUACUUUUGCCAGUGUUUGGAUUAACAGAGCAAAGGCAAAGCAAUGAAAGCGUAACACCAAAAGGUGAAAUACCAAACACCAGAAACAUUAGCAGUGUACCGUGUAGGGGACACAGAGAUAGAUGCUAAAAAGCCUUUUGUCACCAGCUUUUAAAGCAGUGUCAACUUUGUGAAUAUGUUUACUCCUUCUGCCAAAGUUUCUAGGUCAAAUGGACCCCGACCCUCCUCUGCAACAGAUGUACAAAAGGAAGAAUGAGACUUUGUAAACAAAAACAAAAAAACACAAACAAAAAAACUGUCAUGAACUAACCAGCUGUACCAAGAGGACCAAAAUGCUUCAGUAAUUCAAUUGAAGACUUUACUACUUUUAUUUUUCUGUUCAUAUGUGAGUGACAUAAUGAAGUAGUUUUUUCUAAAUGAUAAAAAUAUAAACUUUUGAGGUGAAAGUAGUCUUGGGUGAAUUUUACAUUUUAUGACACAGGUUUCAAGUUGACAUUUUUAACUGAUGAUGUGUUGACCACAGGUGGGUUUUUUUCCCAGACUUAAGAAUAUGUUCAUAUACUUUUAAUGUAGAUGUGUUUCUAUUUAUUUGAAAUGAAACAAAUGCCCAGGAAAAAUCACUAUGCUUGUUCUCCUAGUUAGCAUUCAUGCAUACUGAAAUGAAAUGUGAAUCUGGCAAGACUGAGGGCCUGAGGAGCAAAAGGAAGGGUGGAUGCACACUGGGAGAGUGCCCAUCUUGUAUGGAAUGCAAAGGACCACUGUCUGUGUGGGGGAAAAAGCUGAAACCAAAACACCUUCCUUUGUUUAAGAGCUUAAGAAGCUCAGACUUGCCAGACAGGUGAGAAAACCCACCCAGCUGUGGCAGAGCAUGGAGUCAGGCGUUCCUGUUCCUGUCACACUCAGCUUGUCUCAGGCCUGUGUCUGUGCUGGGAGGGUGAGAUGAACUUCCUCGGUGCUCGCUUUUGGCAGAGUAAAGGAAAAGUAAGGAUUUGAAUGUUAGUUGCAGUUUUUAGCCCUGUUCUGCUGGAUUGUUGAAAAUCUAUUGGCAGAUUUCAGUUCUUUAAUUACUAAAAAAAAUUUGAUAUAGUAAGUUUAUUUUGCCUUACUAAAAUUGAGCAUUUUUUCCUUGAACGUUAGCAAUCUUCCAAAGUUUACAGCUAAAAAAUCUCCCUUUUCUCUCAACUCUGUAGUUUCUACAGUAGAAUGACAGAGAACCUGAAACCUUGGUUUUCUCCUCAGAAAUAGCACCAAAUAACAUUUUAAUUGGUUUUUCUCAGCAUUUUUGCUUUUAAAAGUUGCCGAAUAGCAAUAACCAUCGUACUUAAAUCACUGGAAAUAAGAGGAGAGCGCAAUUGUUAAAAUUUUCAGUGGUGCCUGUUCCAAAAUUAACAGUAAUCCCAAAUUUUGGGGUUUUUAAUGUAGAAGGAUGGCAUUGAAAACAAACAUAUGGGAAAUAGCUGCCACCUGUCUAACAGCAGAAUCAGCAUUUUAAUCUUAUUUUAAGCAGAAAUGUAGGCAGGCUCCUUGGCAGGAUUAGUUGUAAGUCUCACCCUGAAAUACAGCAAAUUACGCUAUCCUACAUGACAGUGCUUCAUUAAGAGAAACCAGCCCUCUUUAUAAAAAAGUUGUUACAUUAUUUGAAGCAGCCAUUUUUAAAGUUUCAGUAUUUUCACCUGCUGCCCAUGCAGUUACCAAAAAUUUUCUAAUGGCGAUACCUCCUAACACUGGUAACUGUGUGGUGCAACAGCUGCUGCCUCUCAGCGCAUCCCAGAGGCAGAGGUGAUUUGUUUCUGAGUCACGCUGGUCCUUCCAGGAGCCAAAUCCAACCUUUAGCCAUGGAACCCCUCAAUGCUGCCAGGAUGCAGCAUUCCAAAGAGCACAGGAUCAUACACUGUGCUCACCUCCAGGGCACUGCACAGGUCGUGUUUUGAGGGUGCUGGAUUUAGGAGGAAGACUGCCACGAGCGAGACACUCGGACGUGCUCAGUGUUGGCCUCUCCCACAUCUCUUGUGAGUUACCAGAAUCCCUUUUUUUUGUAUGCUAGCACAUUAAUCUGUAAUUUAUCACAUGUAGAAAUCAGUGUGUAGUGUAGGGCAGGUAUACAAGCAUGCGAGUAAUGUUACUCUUGUAAAUAAUCUCCUUGCCUUUCUGUGGACUCCUUACAAGAGUAAUCAUACAGAAUCAUUGCACUUAACCCUGGAUCCUGCAGCUUACAGGAGGUGGACAACCUCUGUGUCUGCACCCAGCAGAGGGCACUUGGGGAGGGGCAGCUCCCUGCCCAGGUGUCCUGGCAGGAUCGUUUCAUCCUGUAUUUUAACCACAGCUGCAGGUGGAAUCCAGAGCAGGAUGGGCUCCCAAGUCUCUCUCACAAAUACUGAGUCACAACCUCCGGACUGCCUGAAAUAGCUGUGAAAUAGCUCAGGGGAUUUCUGUUCAUCGCUACUAAAAGGGCACCAUAAUGUGUUUGGUACUUUUAUGCAGUCAGCAACUGCCAGGUUAUUGAAUUGGAACAAACACAUGAAAUGAAUUGUUUAUCCAUUGUACUGUUGAGAAACUUGGUUAUGUAUUUGAGGAUGAUUUAAAAAAAAUUGUGAUUUUUUUAUUCUUAGUCAUGUAAGAAAUAUUAGAGUGCCUUUUUAUAUUUGUGUAUAAUGGAAAUGUUUUGUGAAACUUGUCUCUUUUUUUUUCAUUUGAGUGUUAUAAAAGCAAUAUAUUACCAGUAAAUUUUCAUUUCAGACCUUCUUUGAAUGUAUAAAGUGUUUCUUCUUUUCAUAUGUUCUACCUGCAUUGAAAUGAAAAUUAAUAUGCUAAAUUUCUAUAGGAAUAAUGUAUAAUUUUCGCAGUGCUGAAAAUGCUUUCUUAUUACACAAAAAGUAAACUUAGGUCAGUGUUAUAGGAAAGGGCGUUUUAAACUAGUGACAAUCUUGAGUGUGUGUAUAAAAUGUAAUUUUAUGCAUUUCUUAUGCAGUGAUCUACAUAUUAAAGCCAAUAUCUUAUGUUUUGUAGGUUUUGUCUUAUAUUUUAUGCUUUAGCAUGUGCAAUAUAUCUUUACAAACCAUGGUGAUACGCAUCUGGUGCCAGUGUUAUAUUUUGCAUAACAUUUGUAAUAAACUAUAUAAAACAUUGUUUGAUGGUUUCGGUGGGGUUUUGUCAGUAUUGUUUGCUUUUGUAAAUUGAAGUUUAAGGACUUGGGUAAAUGUCACAUAUGAAAUGAGGAGAAAAAAACUUAAUUCAUUGAAUGACUUGGAAUUCAACCUGGAUCUUCUCGAGCACAAUUUAGUAACUUUUUAAACUACUGAAUGCUGUAUUAAUGUAAUAAAGAGCCCUAACUGUAAACUACUCUUGCAAUGCAUUCAGAUGGGUUAUUUUUACAAAUAAAAAUGGUACAAAUACAGCGGAAAA